AUGUCGAGUCGCCAAGAGAAAGAGAAAGGUGUUAAUGUGCAGGUUCUUCUUCGUUGCAGACCAUUUAGCGAAGAAGAGUUACGGAACAAUGCACCGCAAGUAGUGACCUGCAAUGAUUACCAGAGAGAAGUUGCGGUUUCUCAAAAUAUUGCUGGGAAGCAUAUUGAUAGAAUUUUUACAUUUGACAAGGUUUUUGGUCCUUCAGCUCAUCAAAGGGAUCUUUAUGAUCAAGCAGUUAUUCCAAUUGUCAAUGAAGUGUUGGAGGGCUUUAAUUGUACCAUUUUUGCAUAUGGACAAACUGGCACGGGAAAAACAUACACCAUGGAAGGUGAAUGUAAAAGGUCAAAGAGUGGGCCUAAUGGAGAGUUACCUCCAGAAGCAGGUGUCAUACCCAGAGCUGUGAAGCAAAUUUUUGACACAUUGGAGAGUCAAAAUGCAGAAUAUAGUGUGAAGGUCACAUUUUUGGAAUUGUAUAACGAGGAAAUUACCGAUUUGCUUGCCCCUGAAGAAAUAUCUAGAGUUGCUUUGGAGGAUAAACAGAAAAAACAGUUGCCCCUCAUGGAAGAUGGAAAAGGAGGAGUUCUUGUGAGAGGAUUAGAGGAGGAAAUUGUAGCAAGUUCGAGUGAGAUUUUUAAUUUAAUUGAAAGGGGGUCUGCAAAACGUCGUACUGCAGAAACUCUACUAAACAAACAAUCAAGUCGGUCACAUUCUCUUUUCUCCAUCACUAUACACAUCAAAGAAGCAACUCCAGAAGGUGAAGAACUUAUCAAAUGUGGGAAGCUCAAUUUAGUUGAUUUAGCUGGUUCUGAAAAUAUUUCUCGUUCUGGUGCUAGAGAGGGUCGUGCAAGAGAAGCUGGAGAGAUAAACAAAAGUUUGCUGACAUUAGGACGAGUAAUCAAUGCCCUUGUGGAGCAUCUUGGGCAUGUUCCGUACAGGGAUAGUAAGUUGACUCGUUUACUUCGUGAUUCCUUGGGGGGAAGAACCAAGACAUGCAUUAUUGCCACUGUAUCACCUGCAGUUCAUUGUCUUGAGGAGACUUUGAGCACGCUGGAUUAUGCCCAUAGAGCAAAAAAUAUAAAGAAUAAGCCUGAGGUGAACCAGAAAAUGAUGAAAUCAACUCUUAUCAAGGAUCUUUAUGGUGAAAUUGAACGGCUCAAGGCAGAGGUUUAUGCUGCUCGUGAGAAAGUUGGGGUCUAUAUACCAAAGGAACGAUAUUAUCAGGAGGAGAGUGAAAGGAAGGCAAUGGCAGAUCAGAUUGAACAAAUGGGUGUCACUAUAGAAACGCACCAGAAGCAAAUUGAGGAUUUGCAAGAGAAGUACGAUGCUCAAGUUCAACAAUGCGCUGAUUUGAGCAGCAAACUUGAUACUACACAGAAAAACUUGAAUCAAACUUAUAAAUUGCUAGCCAAUACCGAGGAAGAACUGAAGAGAUGCAAGUAUGCACUCAAGGAGCGAGAUUUUGUGAUAUCUGAACAAAAAAAAGCUGAAAAUGCAUUGGCCCAUCAGGCAUGUGUUUUACGGUCUGACUUGGAGAAAUCUCUUCAGGACAAUGCUUCACUAUUUCUGAAAAUUGCUAGAGAGGACAAGCUGAAUGCUGAUAACAGGUCAGUUGUGAACAAUUUCCAAGCUGAUCUUGUGCGGCAACUUGGUUCCCUUUGCAACACAUUGGCCACGUCCGUGUCGCAGCAAAGUGAACAUAUCCAGGCUAUUGAGAAUUUAUGUCAGUCUUUUCUUAACAUACAUGAUAAGGCUGUAAUUGAUUUAAAGAAGAAAGUAACUGCUUCAAGGGCCCUGUAUAUUUCUCACAUUGAAGCUGUGCAGAAUGUAGUGCGUUUGCAUAAAGCAAGCUCUAAUGCUUCCCUAGAGGAGAUUUCAACUUUGGUUUCUUCUAAUGCGCAUUCUAUUGAAGAAUUUUUAGCUGCAGAGACUGUUGAAGCAAAUUCGAUAUAUGAUGAUCUUCAUAACACUCUAUCAACUCACCAAGGAGAAAUGGCGUUUUUUGCUAGAGAGCUUCGUCAGAGGUUCAAUGAUAGUGUUGAGCAUACAGAGAGUAUCUCUAAGUUCAUCAAUGGAUUUUUAGACAAGCUUAUUCAAGAAUCGAAAAGGCUUGAAAGUCAUGCAACUCAAGUUGAUAAGAUUCAGAUGAACGGUAUUGCUGAAUUUCAGAAGGCCUACGAGGAACAGUCAAAAUCCGAUGCAGAGAAGCUUAUUGCUGAUAUGACUACUUUGGUCUUCAAUCACAUCCAUCGUCAAAAAGAGCUGGUGGAUGCAAGACUUGUUGGUCUUAGAGAAACAGUUAUUGGAAAUAAGACAUUUUUAGAUGGGCAUGUUUCCUCGAUGGAGGGUAUUACAACAGAUGCAAAGCGAAAGUGGCAGGAGUUCUCUAUGCAAACACAGAACGAUGCUAAAGACAGUGCUGAUUUCUCUGCUGCCAAACAUUGUCGUAUGGAGUUGCUACUACAGAAAUGCGUAAGCACUGCUGAAAUGGCUUCCAAGAGACUGCAAAAGACACAUGAGUCCAUUAAGGAAAUAGGCAGUCAACAUGUAGCAACAAUGAUCUCGCUUGUCAGGAAUGCAUCUGAUAGUAAUGAGGAACAGGAUACUGAGAUUAGUAACACAAGGGCUGUUGCCGAAGAAGAUGUAGUAAAGAACAGUGAUGACAUCAUUCAGUACUUUGGUGAUAUGUUGGAGCAAGACCGAGGAUCUAUAUCUGGAAUUUUGUCAGUUGUCAAAGCUCAUACAAACACUCUUGAGGUUCUCCGGGAGGAUCACUCCGCGCAGUCUGCUUCAAUAGAACAGAAGGCUCUUGAUAUUUUCCAGCACAAAUACAUGGAUUAUGAGCCUAUUGGCACGACACCAACCAGGUCUGAGCCAGACAUCCCAUGCAAGGCUACUAUCGAGUCCCUACGAGCCAUGCCAAUGGAGGCGCUUCUAGAGGAGUUUCGGGAAAACCAUUCAUAUGAAUCAUCUGAAGUAAAGGAACCAAAGCCAUCUCUCAUUCCUCGUUCGCCCUUCUCACAAAUCAACCAAUAGAGCUGUGGUCUCAUUUCAUCUGCACAGAUGACAUUAGCUGUUUUGUAUUUGUAUUAUUGGUGUCUCUGGGAUUACCAUUUGAAACGAAUAGUAUGCUGCUAUUGGUGGGAGUUUGUGGGCGGGUGGUGGUGGCUGGCUAACAUAAUGUUGUUUGUGUAGAGUGUAACAGGGAUCAUGAAUUUGAAUAAAUCCCUACUUGGGAUUUUUUAGCAAUCUGUAGAUUAUCAAGGUUGUAAAUUGAGGGAAUUCUCCACAGGGUUCCUUUUAAAUUGUUUUAUUCCAUGAUCUGCUGAGGGAUAUGUAAUGUAGUGAAAGAAUAUGUUUGAUUAUUGGAAGGAGAAAUACAAUUUAUUGUGUUUUGGAAUUAGAGAGGUGUU
Messenger RNA from Ilex paraguariensis (yerba mate), 3410 nucleotides. NCBI's taxonomy places the organism in Eukaryota, Viridiplantae, Streptophyta, Magnoliopsida, Aquifoliales, Aquifoliaceae. The record is from the annotation of a GenBank genome assembly.